GGGUCCAUGGGUAUUUAGAGCCGAAGAUAGCCAGACGACAAGUACUUUCAGUGAGGAGCUCCGGGUGUGUACACCAGCAACAGAGAGGGGCAGUCGACGGCAUGUGGAAGCUAUUUUGUUCUGCGCUGCUUGCCAGCGUUCUGGUGAGCUCUCAGGGUGCGUCUGUUGCCGAGGAACACAGCGUGCACAAACGCCAAGUGCCGACGCAGUAUGGAGCCAAUACCUUAGGAGGCUCCUUCAACUUUGGUCCGAAUAUCGGCGUGGCCACCCCCGACCAGACCCCAGCCAAGGAUACGAUCGUUGUCAGUGACGUAGGCAAGGCCAGUAUUACUCGCACUGACGGGCCUAACUAUACCCCAUCUGGACCUAACAACUACAACGCCAAGGUCUGGCAGCUAGGCAACCAGGAGGUCACUUACGUCGGAAACGUAGUCAUCAUUGACUGGAGGGUGUUUAGCGAACGUAAGGCUCCAGCUGCUUCUAGAACACCCGUUUACGGCUCUUCAGGACCUACGUACGGCACCUCAGGACCUACGUACGGCUCCUCAGGACCUACAUACGGCUCCUCGGGAUCUACGUUCGGCCCCUCGGGAACUACGUUCGGCCCCUCGGGACCUGCGUUCGGCACUGUGCCUCAGUAUGGAGAUACCAACCUUGGCCAACCAGGCUCAACUAACACAGGCCCAGCUUACGGCCAGGCUACUGGUCAGGAUCCAACUUACGGCACAGUAGGACAGGACACAGGAUUGCCAGGGUUCAACGCAGGGCUGCAAGAUCCAGGAUUCAACGCAGGAUUACCAGGACAGGGAUUCCCAUCCGGUUUACCAACUUACAACAACGAAGAUCCCUUUUCCGACCCAUUCUUUCAAGAUGUUCCUGGUUUUUAUAAUGCUGGGCAAGACGCUGGGCAAGACGGCAGCAACAGUGCAAACCAAGCCCCGCCACAAAACGGAGGAACUUACCAAGGCGCACCUGCUCCAGGUUCUUACCAAAAUGGCGUUUUUCUAGGUCCAACACAGAAUGGAGGCUACCAAGAUCAGGGGGCUUACCAAGGCUUACCCAAUCAAGGCGGCUACCAAGAUCAGGGGGCUUACCAAGGCUUACCCAAUCAAGGCGGUGCUUACCAAGGCGCACCUGCCCAAGGCUCAUACCAAAAUGGCGUUUUUCUAGGCCCAACACAGAAUGGAGGCUACCAAGAUCAGGGGGCUUACCAAGGCUUACCCAAUCAAGGCGGCGUUUACCAAGGCGCACCUGCUCAGGGCGGCUCAAACCAAGGUGCCGUAUAUCAAGACCCAACACAGACCGGAGGCUACCAAGACCAAGGUGCUUACCAAGGCCUUCCAAAUCAAGGCGGCCUUUACCAAGGCCUACCUUCACAGGGCGCCUCUUUUAACCUCCCCCCUCAAACUGGUGUUUAUUCAGGUGCUCCCGCGGGCAAUGUCCAGUACGGACCUACGUCUGCUCAGGGACCACUCAACAACCAGUACGGCAACGCCUUGAACCAGUACGGCAAGAAGAAGAGAAGGAGGAGGUCUCUGAGAAAAAAGAGACAGACCUACGCGCCAUCUUACGGUACUGGCCCUCUGUACGGCCAGGGAGCAAAUUCUGGAGUUGUCACCGGCCUUCCUCUGUACGGCCAAAGCCCCGCAUACGGCUCAACCUACGGCUCAUACAAUGUUCCUACUGGUCCAGCCUUCCCUAACAUCUGUGUGAAGAGAGGAACAUACCUUGUCUUCAACUGGCCGUAUCCAGGCAGACACAACGUGAACAAAUUCAUCUCAUACAGAGCCUACAAAUACUGCUCCAAGGACGAGCUGACCGAGGACACGUAUGGCUCCCAGACCCAGGAAAUCAUCGACACCAGUAACCUAGCGCCAGGCUACUACUACUUUGCCAGUGGCGUCGGCGAUGACUGCUCCACUGGUGGACAGAAGAUAGCCGUCCGCGUGGCCACAGAUUACGGUGAUGACUGUAAAUACCCAAGCUACGGACAGUAUGGCUUGGCCGGUGCAAGCACAGGCAAAUAAAUCAUUGGCAACAUACGCGGGGAUUGAGACGACUGGGGAAUGAUCGUACAAUACUGUCAACUGCGGGGAAGUCGCCCUCGAGGCACUACCUAAACAGAAUAAGUUAACGCAGGACUGGUUUUGCGGUAUUUUUUCAGAAUUCUUCCUUAUAUGAGCUUUAAGUAUGGAAAACGAAGAGACGACAAAAUUUAUUGUUGGGAUUCACAAGAAGUACCGCGCUUGAUUUUUAAUAAUUAACUUUGUUUUUAUCUUUAAUUUUUAUUAUUUUUUUAUAAUUUAGGCCCUAUGUACAUAAAGGACCAAAAAUAAAGCUUUACUUUCAUAAUAUCAUUAAA
Messenger RNA from Lingula anatina, 2362 nucleotides. RefSeq lists its product as uncharacterized. NCBI's taxonomy places the organism in Eukaryota, Metazoa, Brachiopoda, Lingulata, Lingulida, Lingulidae. The record is from RefSeq and is a predicted model, not a curated record.